AUGGAAAACCUGUCCGAUCUAAAGAACCUGGUUGUUCUGGAUCUUUCCUACAACAGAAUCACAAAAAUCGAAGGACUUGACGGAUUACAAAAUCUUAAACAGUUAUAUCUCACUAGGAAUAAACUCACGAGAAUUGAAGGAUUAGAAAACUUGACAUCUCUCGAGUUAUUGGAGCUCGCAGAUAAUCGGCUGAGAAAAGUGGAGAAUCUGGAGUCGUUGACAACCCUAAGAAAACUUUUUCUCGGUGCGAAUCAGAUCACAAAAAUUGAAGGUUUAUCAACACUCCGCGAGCUGACGGUGCUGAGCUUCAUUGGCAAUGCCAUCAGAACAAUCGAAGGACUCGAUCGAUUAACAAACCUAGUGGAUCUCGCUUUAUCACAAAAUGGAAUCACACGAAUAGCAGGCCUUGUCAAUAACGUCGCCCUCGUCAUACUUGAUCUUAACGACAACCAAAUAGAAAAGAUCGAAAAUCUUCAACAUCUAACUAAUUUGAAGAGUCUGUGGAUGCGUAGAAAUAGGAUCUCGAAUUGGUCGGAAGUAGCGUACUUGAAUCGUUUGCCAGCUCUGAGAGAUGUUACUUUGGAAAUGAAUCCCAUAUACAGCACGCAACAUUUCUACCGUAAUCGAGUUCGAGAAAUACUUCCACGUGUGAAAAUCAUCGAUGCCGUGCCAGUGAAUUGGGCAAGCGGGGAUCCAUGGCAGGAACUGGCACCUGAUGACUAA
Haemonchus placei is the source of this 723-nucleotide messenger RNA. NCBI's taxonomy places the organism in Eukaryota, Metazoa, Nematoda, Chromadorea, Rhabditida, Trichostrongylidae. The record is from the annotation of a GenBank genome assembly.